This is a messenger RNA of Pieris brassicae (large cabbage white), 830 nucleotides long. It is a transcript of the gene Arfrp1, whose product is annotated as ADP-ribosylation factor-related protein 1. Bases 100 to 711 code for a protein of 203 amino acids. Gene Ontology annotation, molecular function: GTP binding; GTPase activity. NCBI's taxonomy places the organism in Eukaryota, Metazoa, Arthropoda, Insecta, Lepidoptera, Pieridae. Gene Ontology annotation, biological process: protein localization to organelle; Golgi to plasma membrane protein transport; intracellular protein transport. The record is from RefSeq and is a predicted model, not a curated record. The transcript is spliced from 5 exons. Gene Ontology annotation, cellular component: Golgi apparatus.
CUGUCAGCUGUUCUAAAUACUAAACUCGGAUUGUUUUGGUUUUAUUUCAAAUACUUUUAUUUUUCUUUUAUACUGUAUAUAAAAAUAACAUGCAACAAAAUGUACACAUUACUACAUGGGUUCUAUAAAUAUGUUGUUCAAAAAGACGAGUAUUGUGUGUUAAUAUUAGGUCUCGAUAAUGCAGGGAAAACGACAUAUUUGGAGGCCGCUAAAACGAAAUUUACUAAAAAAUAUAUCGGUAUGAAUCCUAAUAGGAUAACUACAACAGUUGGACUUAAUAUAGGAAAGAUAGAUGUGGAUGGAAUAAGACUCAACUUUUGGGAUCUAGGUGGACAACAGGAACUACAAUCUUUGUGGGACAAAUAUUAUGCUGAAUGUCAUGCUGUGAUAUACAUUGUUGACUCAUCUGAUAGAGAAAGAGUGUCUGAGUCAAAAGAAACUUUUGACAGAAUGAUAGCAUCAGAACAUUUAACUGGUGUGCCACUGUUGGUGCUAGCUAAUAAACAAGAUAUUCCAGACUGUAUGGGUGUUCACACGGUGAAACCCAUAUUUAACCAAAACGCUCACCUCAUUGGAGCAAGAGACAUUAUGCUCAUGGCUACUUCAGCAUUGACUGGUGACGGUGUGGACGAAGGUAUUAGAUGGCUCGUCGAUUGUAUAAAGAGGAACAACGUAGAUCGACCGCCGCGAAACCACGAAGACAACCUAUAGUGAUUCGGUUACAAUAUACGAUCGCAAUGAAUAAUAAUUAGCUUUCCUAUUAAGAUAAUGAUGUGACGCGCCCAUUGUUUUGUACAGUAUUGAUAUUCGAAAAUAAAACAUUAAACAUG